GAGCCGCAGUUCCGGCGCCGGGUGGCGAGAGGCGGGCCCCGCAGACCCCGGCCCCGCUGCGUCCCACUGUGGUUAGGGGCGUGCUUGGUCAGAAUGGCAUCAGGAUGGUUUUACCUGUCCUGCCUGGUGCUGGGGUCCUUGGGCUCGAUGUGCCUCCUCUUCCCUGCCUACUGGAUGCAGUACUGGCAUGGUGGCUUUGCCUGGGACGGCAGCAUCCUCACAUUCAACUGGCACCCGGUGCUCAUGGUUGCCGGCAUGGUGGUCGUGUAUGGAGCUGCCUCGCUGGUGUACCGCCUGCCCCAGGCGUGGGUGGGGCCCAAGCUGCCCUGGAAGCUCCUCCAUGCUGCCCUUCACCUACUGGCUUUCGCCCUCACCGUGGUGGGGCUGGUUGCUGUCUUCAAGUUUCACAACCACAGAAAAAUCGCGAACCUCUACUCCCUGCACAGCUGGCUGGGCAUCAUCACCGUGUUCCUCUUCGCCUGCCAGUGGUUCCUGGGCUUCGCCAUCUUCCUCCUGCCCUGGGCGUCCCUGUGGCUGCGCAGCCUCCUGAAACCCACCCACGUGUUCUUUGGAUCUGCCAUCCUCUCUCUGUCCAUCGCAUCCGUCACCUCCGGCAUCAAUGAGAAGCUCUUCUUCAGUCUGAAGAAUGCCACCAAGCCGUACUCCAGCCUGCCAAGUGAGGCCGUCUUUGCCAACAGCAGUGGGAUGCUGGUGGUGGCCUUUGGGCUGCUGGUGCUCUAUAUCCUGCUGGCAUCAUCUUGGAAGCGCCCAGAGCCGGGGAUCCUGACCGACAGACAGCCCCUGCUGCAUGAUGGGGAGUGAAGCAGCCAGGAAGGGGCUCCCCGGAAACUCGAUGGGGCAGCCAGUCCUCCUUCAGAAGCUAUGCUCUGCCGGGGGCUCCCGGCUGGUCUCGGCCACAGAUGUUCUCUGGGCUCCAACUUCUGGCCUGGGUGCUGGCCUGCUGUCCCAGCUGCUUGCUGCUGCCUGCUGUCCUUGGUGGCUCUG
Carlito syrichta (Philippine tarsier) is the source of this 1005-nucleotide messenger RNA. RefSeq names its product cytochrome b ascorbate-dependent protein 3. Gene Ontology annotation, molecular function: oxidoreductase activity. The record is from RefSeq and is a predicted model, not a curated record. The transcript has 6 exons. NCBI's taxonomy places the organism in Eukaryota, Metazoa, Chordata, Mammalia, Primates, Tarsiidae. Gene Ontology annotation, cellular component: lysosomal membrane. Bases 94 to 822 code for a protein of 242 amino acids.